AUGGAGCAGCAGCUGCUGGAGGCGGUGCUGGGGGGACAACUCGAGUUGUCGGCAGCACUGGCUUGGGCGCUGGGCGACGACAGCCAGCCUCCUCCCAUUGAGCUGCGCCUGGGCAGCCCCUGGAAGUCGCCCAGCGCGCCUCGCCCGGUGCUGCGGCCCGCCAGCUUCAGGGUGCAUGUGCUCAACCAUGUGCGGGAGCAGGCGGAGCUGGUUCUGGCUGCGGCGGAGCAAGAGGCUGCGGGUGGCGGCAGCAGCGAGGCUGGGAGCCACCCACCCACGCCGCAGCCGCAGCCGGCAGCCGCGGAAGCCGGCCCCGCGGCAGCAGAGGCAGCCCGGGCGCCGGCGGCGCCCCGGCCCAGGCCGCAGGCGGCGCAGGGGCGGCCCCAGCCGCUUGCCGCUGGCAGCAGCGCAGGCAGCGCAUCCGGCCAGCCUUGGCCCCAGCCUGGCCCCAGCACCCACCAAAUCCGCCAGCCCCAGCGCCAGCCGGGGCUGCUGGAUGAUGCCAACUUCCCCACCCUGGCAGCUGCCGCUGCCAGCGGCGGCGGCAGCGGCAGCGCCAAGAAGCACGGCGGCAGCGCAGCUGGGCGGGCCAGCCCGGCCAACCUGCUGGCGGCGGCCCCGGGCCAGCAGCGGCAACAGCAGGGCGGCAAGCGGCGCACAAUCGUUCCUGCCAAGGUGGCCAGCAUGGAUGUGAACCCGCUCUUCCAGUUGGCGGCUGGGCAGCCGGCGGGGCAUCAGCAGGGCGACCCGCCGCAGGCUGUGCAGCCCACGCUCUCGCCGCAGCCACCAGCGCCUGCGCAGCAGCAGCAGCAGCAGCAGCAGCACGCGGCGAUGCCGGCGGCAGCCGCCGCCGCGGCGACCCUGCCCAUGUCCCCGCCGCCAAUCGCGGUGCGGGUGCCUGCUCCGGGCGCGGCUGCGGUGGCUGCCAGCCUGCUGAUGCGCGGCGGGGGACGCGGCGCGGCGGCAGCGUCCUCGCCGUCGGCGGCGGCGGGCUCUCCCGGGCGCGAAGGGUCCACUCCCAAACGCAUCACACCCAUCAGGCUGGCUCAGCCGGCGGAGGUGCAGCAAACCUUCAUCACAGCCGCCUCAGGCGCCUCCCCGCACGCAGCCCGCCGCGACAUGCUGCAGCAGUCAGAGAUGCAGCAGCGCUCGCGGCCCGGCAGCCGCCUGGGCACGCCGAUGGCAGGCGGGCUGCUGGAAUGCGCGCCAGGCGCGUUUGGCCGGCCGGCCUCUGCCGCAUCAAGCGCGGCGUCAGCGCUGGGGACGCGCAGCAGCGACGGCAGCGGCGGCGAGGCUGGCAGCAGCAGCCGGAGCCCGCUGCUGUGGUCUGCCGACGAGCAGUCGGUGUGCCAGCAGCUUUCCUUUGAUGUCCUGUCUCCAGCUAAGCCAGCAGGCACUGAAGCAGCAGCAGCAGCAGCUGGCAAGGAUGGUAGCAAGGCGGGCGAGGGAGAGGGCAGCGUCACCAGGGUGGCCGUGGCGGCCCAUGCCGGGCCCAGCCUGGCGGCUGGUGCGCCGGCAGGCGGGGAGCAGCUGGCGGCAGCGCUGGGCUGCCAGCUCGAAAGCUUGCAUUUGGGUGCCAGCAGCAGCAGCAGCAGCAGGGAGGGCAUCGCAGCUGCAGGCAGGAGCGAUGACCCUUCCCUCAGCAGGCAACAACGCAUCUUGGAUUCGGCAUAUCGCAUGGGCGCCAGGCUGGCGCCAGCUGGAGGCACCACCAGCGGCGGCUUCGAUGCGCCCGCCUCCUUCCCGCCCUCACUCACCCGCCCACUGCAGCUCAGAGACAGCGGCAUGCAGCUGCAGCCAAGCGACUCUGCUAGCCAGGGCGCUGCUGAUAGUGGGCAGGAGGAGGCGCAGCGAGGCGGCGUGCAGCAGCUGGGGCUGGAGCAGGGGCAGGAGGAGGCAGAUGUAGCGCUGUGCCCGCAGGGGAGGCUGCUGGCGGAGCUGCACGCCGCGCUGCUGCGCUGCUGCAGCAGCAUCAGCCUCUCGGCUGAGCUGGACUUGCUGCUCAACCUAUUGGCAGUACCAUCUGCGGUACGCAUCGACCCCGCCCUGACCCCCGUCACCGUGCUGUGGUGCGGCGGCCUGGCCCAGCGGUACGCCUGCUGCGUACUGCAAUCGGCAGGCGGGCUGAUCCGGGGGCUGGGUCCGCAGUUGCUGGCAGACCUUGCGGCGCUGCCGCUGGUGCGCAGCAGCUUCCCGCGCCUGCACGCCGCCAUGCAGGCGGCGCUGCAGCACUUUGCCAGCACGCAGCUGCACACAGGCAAGCUCGCCGCCCUGUGUGAGGAGCAGCGGCGCAUCAGCAACCGCGAGAGCUGCCGGGACGAGUGGUUCAAUCUGAUGAAGGAGGCGGCGGCGCAGACGCACAGCUUUGCGGCGCGCCAGCUGGGCCGCCUGUCUGCCGGCACCUCCGACCGCCAGUCGGACAGCGGGCGCACCGCCACAACCGCCUCAGGCGGCGACGAGGCGGGCUUGCUGCAGCUCAUGCAGCAGAGCGCCGGAGACCUGCUGCGCCGCCUGCGGCCUGACAACUUUGGCGCCUUUGCCGAGCUGUUCAGCGCCGCAGCUGCCGCCACGGGUGAGACGCUCCUGGAUGAGGAGCUGUCCAGCCUGGCACGGAAGAACGUGGGGCGCUUCCACAGCCUGAACCAGCGGCUGCAGGCGCAGGGCGCCGCUGGGCCCAGCAGGGGUGGCGCCGCCCGCCUGCAAUCCAACCAGCCGAUGACAGCCACAGGCUUUGGCCGCAGCGGCGGCGGCGCCGGCCAGCAGGCGCGCUGGGCCGCUGGCGCCGGCGGCGGGCGCCAGCAUGGGCAGCAGCAUGGGCAGCGAGGGGUUGGCGGCCGCCCAGGCGGCGGGGGGCCAGGGUUCGGCGGCGGCGGCGGCGCGGAUGAGGCGGUUGCUGAGUCGCUGCGCUUGGUGGCUGAGUUCCCUCGGCCCCAACGCCUCUAUGUGCUCUUCUUGGAGGCCGCCGACAGCCACCGCCUCAACGCCCACCUCAUCAGGCAAGCACCCUGGGCCAUUCCGGCAGCCAAGCUGCCCACGGCCGGCUCAGAGUGA
This is a messenger RNA of Chlorella variabilis, 3051 nucleotides long. RefSeq lists its product as hypothetical. Lineage: Eukaryota; Viridiplantae; Chlorophyta; Trebouxiophyceae; Chlorellales; Chlorellaceae. The coding region runs from base 1 to 3051 and encodes 1016 amino acids. The transcript has 9 exons. The record is from RefSeq and is a predicted model, not a curated record. Gene Ontology annotation, cellular component: nucleus. Gene Ontology annotation, biological process: chromatin organization.